This is a messenger RNA of Trichoderma virens Gv29-8, 939 nucleotides long. RefSeq lists its product as uncharacterized. Lineage: Eukaryota; Fungi; Ascomycota; Sordariomycetes; Hypocreales; Hypocreaceae. Gene Ontology annotation, cellular component: tRNA (m1A) methyltransferase complex. The transcript has 2 exons. Gene Ontology annotation, biological process: tRNA methylation. The annotation marks the transcript as partial. The record is from RefSeq and is a predicted model, not a curated record.
CUUGCAAGCUACAUAAUUAACAGCGAACGUCUCGCCACGCCGAUCUACCCCAACGACGCCAACACAAUCGUCUCUCUCCUCGAUCUCAAUCCCUCUCGCCCCGGCGAAGACGACCAAGACGAUGCAUCUCCUCCCUUCGAGAUAUUCGAAGCCGGCACCGGCAUGGGCAGCCUCACUCUCCACAUCGCCCGCGCCAUACACGCCGCAAACCCGCCUCUGCCGGCCGCUCUUCGACAAAUCCUCAUCGCUUCCCCCUUCAAGUCUCGCUAUGACUUCGCCACUUCGAGGGGAUGCCUCGAAAUCUCCCCCGAAGAACAGGCCACGCUCGAUGCAUACGCUUCUUCCCGUCGCGCGGUAAUACACACUCUCGAUCGCAACUCGAAGCAUGCUCGCGCUGCGUACAAGCUCGUUCGCAACUUUCGCCGUGCGCAGUACUUGCCUUCUGUCGACUUCCACGUCACCUCCAUAGAUGAGUUUAUAAGUCAGCGACUUGAGCAAACAGGCGGACAGCCUUUUCUCUCCCGCGCCAUUCUCGAUCUCCCGUCGGCGCACGAAAACGCCCAGCGUGUAAUUGAAGCUUUGCAGCCCAAUGGCUUGCUCAUCCUCUUCAAGCCUUCCAUCAGCCAAAUUGCCGAUUUCCAAGCUUGGUCCAAUGAGACAAAGCAGCCAGUGCGCAUGGAAAAAGUCAUUGAACUCUAUUCUACUACUGCCUCCGACGGCGGCGUGCACGACAGCUCUGGUGGAAGACACUGGGAUGUAAAAACUGUAGUGCCGAGAGCGCAGCAGGGAGAAGGCGGCAACAAUAAGCCGGUACAGGUGAUGCGGCCAAGAGUAGGCGAGCGUGUUGCUGGAGGAGGCUUCGUGGCUGUACUGCGGCGAUGGCCUGUGUCUGAGGUGCCAGUCCAAGAAGCCUCUGAAGAGCCAGAGGUCCAAGAGUGA